Diplodia corticola is the source of this 1434-nucleotide messenger RNA. Its product is annotated as trna-guanine transglycosylase family protein. Lineage: Eukaryota; Fungi; Ascomycota; Dothideomycetes; Botryosphaeriales; Botryosphaeriaceae. The transcript has 3 exons. Bases 1 to 1434 code for a protein of 477 amino acids. Gene Ontology annotation, molecular function: tRNA-guanosine(34) queuine transglycosylase activity. The record is from RefSeq and is a predicted model, not a curated record.
AUGGAAGAUGCAAAGCUGCACCGGCUGCCCGACACAAUGCUGAACUUCGAAAUCCUCAAGCCUGCCGCCGCGCUUGCGCCCAGACUGGGUCGACUCUCUGUACCAGGUCGCACGACACUGCAUACACCCCACCAUAUCGCCCUCACAUCUCGAGGCGUCGUCCCCCACCUUACCCAGGACGUGCUGAAGAAGCAUACCGGCCUCAACUCCUUCUAUGUUGCGCUUGAAGACUUCAUAGAGAGAGCGCCUAAGCAAACGCCGCCCCUCUUCAACAUACCAUGCGAGCCUGACGAGUCGCCCAUGCGCCGCUUCGCCUCUCUCCAGAAAGAUGCCUUGCUCGUUCUCGGCCCGCGACGCACAGUGCCUGUGACAGCCUCUGCGACCAAUACCAACACUUCCAUCUCCAUCCACACCGCCGUGGGCUUCCACGCGCUGGCUUCCGACUACUACGCGUCUGCCGCCCAGAAACUAAGGCCCGACAUCGUCAUCGGCCUGGGCGACAUCAUGCACGGCCACACCAAGCCGAGCGCGAAGCGGAUAGACAAGAUGGGCGACCGCACAACCGCCUGGAUGAAGGACAUCGUAGCGGCCAAAGGCGGGCUGGACAAGACCAAGAAGGGCGGCCGCGUCUACAACGUCUUCGCCCCCAUCUUGCCCAUCGACAAGGAGCUGCAGUCAUGGUACCUGGACGCGCUGACCGACGACGACGAGCAGUUGCGGCCGCACCUCUCCGGCCUCGCCCUCUACGACACCGCCUCCCUCGCCGCCAUCCCCGACCCGCUGGCCGCCCUCCCGCGCCUCGCCCUCGACAACCCCGCCUCGCCGCAGAAGCUGCUGCACGCCGUCUCCCUCGGCAUGGACCUCCUCACCGUGCCCUUCGUCUGCCAGGCCACGGACGCCGGCAUCGUGCUCGACUUUGAGUUCCCCGUGAAGGCGCCGUCGUCGGACGCGUCGCCCGCGGAGCGCAAGGCGCUCGGCAUCGACUGUUGGAUGCCGCAAUACGCGACGGAUCUGUCGCCGCUGACGCCCGGGUGCGAGUGCUACGCCUGCACCAGGCACCAUCGCGCCUACCUCCGGCACCUGCUGGCCGCCAAGGAGAUGCUGGGAUGGGUGCUCAUCCAGGUGCACAACCACCACGUCAUAGACCUGUUCUUUACCGGCGUUCGGAAAAGCAUCGAGAACGGCACGUUUGAGGAAGAUAGAGCUGCGUUCGAGCGCGCCUAUGUGGAUCACUUGCCGGAGAAGACGGGCCAGGGCCCGAGACUGAGAGGUUACCAGUUCACCUCAAGUGGCCCUGGUGAGCCGAAGAAGAACCCUUCGAAAUACAGGAUGUUGGAUGAAGGGAAGCAGAUUCUAGCCGAGUCCAUCACGCCGGGCUCCAAUGCCGAUGCGACUGACCUUGAGGCGACGGGUUUUGCGGAAGUAGAGAAAUGA